UAAUUGGACUGCUACUGUCAUUACCCCUGAUUUUAUUUUUCUCCGGUGUCUCGCGGAUUCUUCGAUCAGGACCCCCCACCUCCCCGCGCGCGAGAUAUAUAUGCCACUUAGGCUGAGAGGCAAACACACAAACACCUUGUGUACACGAACAAGCAGCGUGUGCGUGCGUGCUCUGAACUUGUGAUGGCGAUGGCGGGCUCGCCGUCCGCGGCCGGCAGUUGUCACCUGCCGGCCUUGCUCCUGUUCCUUGCCGCCGUGCCGUGGGGCGUGGACUGCGCCGGUGCCGGGGCGGGGACGUACGACGUCGUGUCGGUCACCUCGUCGGGGUCGCAGCUGUCGGCGGGGCUGGAGCUUGCCGCCGCCGGCGGGGUGGACCCGGCGCUCGGGCCCGACGUCCAGAGGCUCCACCUGACUGCCAGCUUGGAGACGAACACACGGCUGCAGGUCAGAAUCACGGACGCCGAUCGUCCUCGAUGGGAGAUCCCCCAGGACAUCCUCCCCCGCCCCACGCCGGAGCACGUCGUCCCCUACAAGCCGCUCGCCUCGCCGGGCAGCCGCGUCCUCUCCGCGCCCGGCUCCGACCUGGUCUUCACCCUCCACUCGUCGCCCUUCCGCUUCACCGUCGCCCGCGUCUCCAAUGGAGACGUGCUGUUCGACAGUUUGCCGCGACUGGUCUUCAAGGACCAGUACCUGGAGCUCACGACGGCGCUGCCAAGCGAGCGGGCCAAUCUCUACGGCCUGGGCGAGCAGACGAAGCAGUCCUUCCGGCUGCGGCACGGCGACACCUUCACGCUGUGGAACGCCGACAUCGCCGCGGCCACCGUCGAUGUCAACUUGUACGGGUCCCAUCCGUUCUACAUGGACCUGCGCGCUGGCGCCGCGCACGGCGUGCUGCUGCUGAACAGCAAUGGCAUGGACGUGGUCUACGGCGGCUCGUCCCUCACCUACAAGGUCAUCGGCGGAAUCCUGGACUUUUACUUCUUCGCCGGCCCGACGCCGCUCGCCGUCGUGGACCAGUAUACCGACCUCGUCGGCCGCCCCGCCCCAAUGCCAUACUGGUCCUUCGGAUUUCACCAAUGCCGCUAUGGCUACGAGAAUGUGAAUGACCUGGAGCGGGUGGUGGCGGGGUACGCCGAGGCCAAGAUCCCGCUCGAGGUCAUGUGGACCGACAUAGACUACAUGGACAGUUUCAAGGAUUUCACGCUCAACCGGGUCAAUUUCUCCGCCGCCGAGCUCCGCCCCUUCGUCGACCGCCUCCACCGGAACGCCCAGAAAUACGUGCUCAUCCUCGACCCGGGGAUCAGCAUCAUUGACCCCAAGUACGGGACAUUCAUCCGGGGUAUGGAGGCGGGCAUCUUCCUCAAGCGGAACGGGACCGAGUUCAGAGGCAACGUGUGGCCCGGGGACGUCUACUUCCCCGAUUUCCUCAACCCGCGGGCGGCGGAGUUCUGGGCGCGGGAGAUCUCGCUGUUCCGGCGGACCAUCCCGGUGGACGGCCUGUGGAUCGACAUGAACGAGAUUUCAAACUUCUUCAACCCGGACCCGCUGACCCCGUUGGACGAGCCGCCGUACAGCAUCAACAACCAAGGCGACCGCCGGACGAUCAACUACAAGACGGCGGCGGCGUCGGCGACGCACUACGGCGGGGUCUCGGAGUUCGACGCCCAUAACCUGUUCGGGCUGCUCGAGUCCCGGGCCACGCACGCGGCGCUCCUCCGGGACACGGGCCGCCGCCCCUUCGUCCUCAGCCGCUCCACCUUCGUCGGGUCCGGCCGCUACACCGCGCACUGGACCGGCGACAACGAUGCCACCUGGGGUGAUCUGAGGUACUCAAUCAACACGAUGUUGAGCUUCGGCUUGUUCGGGAUGCCAAUGGUUGGCGCAGAUAUCUGCGGGUUCGGGAAAAACACGACGGAGGAACUGUGCGGGCGCUGGAUCCAACUCGGGGCAUUCUACCCUUUCUCGAGGGACCAUUCGGCGAUCUUCACCGUCCGCCGGGAGCUGUACCUGUGGGACUCGGUCGCCAGGUCGGCGCGGAAAGCCCUCGGCCUGCGCUACCGGCUGCUGCCGUACCUCUACACGCUGAUGUACCAGGCGCACGUCUCCGGGGCGCCAAUGGCGAGGCCCCUCUUCUUCUCCUUCCCCGACGACGCGGCCACCUACGGCGUCGACGCGCAGUUCAUGCUCGGGCGAGCCGUCCUCGUGUCGCCGGUGCUCCAGCCGGGCGCUACGAGUGUGGAAGCUUAUUUCCCGGCGGGGCGCUGGUUCAGCCUCUUCGACCACUCCUCCGUCGUCGUCUCCAAGGUAGGCAAGCGCGUGACGCUCCCGGCGCCCGCGGACACGGUCAACGUCCACGUGGCCGGCGGGAGCAUCGUGCCGAUGCAGGGGCACGCUCUGACCACGGCGCGCGCGCGCCGGACCGCGUUCCGGCUCCUCGUCGCGCUCGCGGAGGACGGCACGGCGGCCGGGGAGCUGUUCGUGGACGACGGCGAGUCGCCGGAGAUGGGCGGGACGAGGAGCAAGUUCAGCCUCGUGAGGUUCACAUCUUCGACGGGGACCGAUGGCGUGGUCAGAGUGCGCUCGCAAGUCGUGCACGACUCGUACAAGCCCAGCCGCAGAAUGGUCAUCGGGAAGGUGGUCGUCAUGGGGAUCAAGCGGCCGGCGCCGAUGAAGAAGCUCUCCGUGCGUGUCAAUGGCGCGGAGGUGAAGGCGGCGAGCAUGGAAGCCGGCACAGGGCUCGGUGUCGCGCACGUCGGCGGGCUCUCGCUCGUCGUCGGGCAGCCGUUCGAGCUCGCCAUCUCGUAAACUGCUGCGGGAAAUUGAAGCCCAAUAAAAACAGAGUUGCUAAUUCUGCAUCUAGCUGUUUUUCAAUUCAGCAUUCUGUCCGAUCCUUGUGCAAAUCUCAAAAUCGGCAUCGUCUUGCUUGGGUUUGUAAUCGGAUUUUCUUUCUUAUCUGGUGGGGAGCCUCAUUUUGUGUAUGUUUUGGCCUA
Brachypodium distachyon (stiff brome) is the source of this 2990-nucleotide messenger RNA. RefSeq names its product probable alpha-glucosidase Os06g0675700. Gene Ontology annotation, molecular function: hydrolase activity, hydrolyzing O-glycosyl compounds; carbohydrate binding. The transcript is spliced from 4 exons. Gene Ontology annotation, biological process: carbohydrate metabolic process. NCBI's taxonomy places the organism in Eukaryota, Viridiplantae, Streptophyta, Magnoliopsida, Poales, Poaceae. The record is from RefSeq and is a predicted model, not a curated record. Bases 184 to 2805 code for a protein of 873 amino acids.